AUGCGACCAUCACAUCGCCUCUUCUCUCGUCUUCUUCUUUCUCCGGUGAAGGGUUACAGCAGAGCGACAAAUGUAGGUGGAUCGCUUCACUCAUUGCUACAACUCAACGAGAAAAACGAUGGGUUUGAAGAGACUCAUCGGAGGAGUUUCAGCGCUCUUAUCCGUUCCUGUCCGCAGUUAAGAGGGUUUCUAUCUAGUCGAGGUCUAGGUGUACGAUGCUCUGUUUCGCUCGAUCCACAUACUUCUCUCCGGAUUAGUGUUGGUAUAACAGAUUUGUUCACGCGGGCUAAACAAGUCAAACGAAUUGAGAUCAAUGAUCAACAUAGUCAAAGAGCUGUCACUACUGCACUGUGGUGCAAUUUCCUUGUGUUUUCUCUCAAAUUUGGGGUUUGGUGGACAAGUUCUAGCCAUGUCAUUAUGGCUGAAGUUGUUCACUCCUUCGCUGAUUUUGCUAACCAGGCACUUCUUGCUUAUGGGCUCAGUAGCUCAAGGCGUGCACCAGAUGCACUUCAUCCCUAUGGCUACUCAAAGGAAAGGUUUGUAUGGUCUUUGAUAUCUGCUGUUGGCAUCUUUUGCCUGGGGUCUGGUGCUACCAUAGUUAAUGGAGUACAGAACUUGUGGACUUCUGAGCCACCUCCAAAUAUGGAAUAUGCUGCUGUGCUUUUUCUUAAUCUUGCUAUGCUUCAAGCUUACAUUCUCAGGGUUGUAGAUGCUCUAUAUGAUUGCAAAAGUGAAGUGAUUGGUCCUGGAUCCUUCAGAUUUAAAGCUGAAAUAGAUUUCAAUGGGCAGGUUGUUGUCCAAAACUAUCUGAAGAGAACUAGGCGUGACGAGUGGUCAAAACUGUUUCGCGAGGCUGCAGAGAAAGGAGAUGAUUCUGCAAUGCUCAAUAUUAUGUCAAACUACGGUGAGGAAGUUGUAACGGCUUUAGGAAGUGAAGUAAUCCGGUUAGAGAAACAGAUCCGAGAGCUUGUCCCUGGAAUCCAGCACGUGGACAUUGAAGCACACAAUCCCAAAGACCAAUCUCUAUGA
Eruca vesicaria subsp. sativa (arugula) is the source of this 1029-nucleotide messenger RNA. The record is from the annotation of a GenBank genome assembly. NCBI's taxonomy places the organism in Eukaryota, Viridiplantae, Streptophyta, Magnoliopsida, Brassicales, Brassicaceae.